UUUCUCCCUGGAAUUAAGAUAAGAGCAUCACAUAUAAGCCACGGACUUACCUCAUGAAUGACGCAUAGACUGCAAGACUCAUUCAAUUAUACCCCAUUUUUGGAGAUCCUAUUCCACAAGACCGAAAUGAAUGGAACCAUAGACGUAUGUGAAGAGGAUGAGAGAAGGUUCUCUAAGCCCGGGAUCAACAUAGACAUUGGACCCGACUCGAGGUCCGAACUUGAAGUGGGCAAAGUUGAAGAUAUAACUUCAAGUUCCCAACUCGAUCAGGCCGAGAUAUUCCUCCGAGAAAAUGGAUACAAUUGGGCCACCGCUGAUGCUCUCUUACGCGAUGGACAAACGGUAAAAAAGCUGAUUCGGAAAGUCGAUAUGGUGAUUCUUCCCCUGCUAUGUGGUACAUAUUGUUUACAGUAUAUCGAUAAACAAGCAUUGUCUUAUGGUGCCGUGUUUGACCUUUUCAAGGCAGCGAAUGUGACUUCUGAUCAGUACUCCUGGCUUGGAAGCCUUUUUUACUUCGGUGAGGAGAAUUCACUGUCUCUCUCAGCUUGAGCUAAUUGUGUGGAUCAGGUUAUUUAUUUUGGGAGUAUCCUGCAGCUUAUAUUGCGCAGCGAUUUAAAACAGGGAGAUUUAUCUCGCUAACUGUGUAAGGCCUAGGUAGUCUCCUGAAGACAUGGACUAGUGGCUAACUCAAGAAAAGAAUUGCCUGGGGGUCGGUUUUAAUGUUCACGGCACUAACAUCAAACUUCGCUGGAUUGGCAAUCUGCAGAUUUAUUCUCGGAUGUCUUGAGGGUAAGUUUACCACGCCUCCACUACCCCUACUUCCUAGAAGAAGUGCUCAGGUUUUCAAUAGCUCCAAUUACGCCCUGCUUUAUGCUUAUCGUAGGCUCGUGGUACGAUCGACAGCAACAGCCGUUCAGGGCAAGCUGCUUUUACUGCUGUAAUGGGCUUGGCUCUAUUCUCGGAAGCUUGUUCAGCUAUGGAAUUGGCCACCUUUCAACUGGACUUGCGAUCUAUAAAGCAAUCUUCUUGAUUUGUGGAGGACUUACAGUUGCUUGGGGACUCCUUCUCCUUUGGCUACUCCCUAACGAUGUCAUGUCUGCUAAGAGAUUUUCUCUGCAAGAAAAAGUGACUAUACUUGCAAUUGGCAGGAAAAACCAAACUGUAAGUCUAUUAUUAAAUCGGCAUAUUCUCUCUUCUGGAUACUAAAAGACCAAGGGCAUUUACAAUAGAACCAUCAAGUUGUAUCAGAUAAAAGAGGCAUUUAUGGAUUCGCAAGUUUGGAUAUGCUUCAUUUUUACUCUGCUCAAUGAACUUAUAAAUGGUGGAGUAGCAAACGUUCGUCCCAUUACUCCAAUACACUCGGUUUUAUUAAUGAAGACUCACACAUUGAAUCUAGUUCGGAAAGCUCAUCAUUAAGGGCCUCGUUACAGACCCCUUGAAAACCACUCUAUUAGGACUUCCUCAAGGAGCGUUUCAAGUAUUCUUCGUCUUUUCCGGUGGUUUCAUUGCGUCAAGAUUCAAGAACGCCAGGUGUUACACAAUGAUGUUGUACCUUCUACCUACUAUGUGUGGAUCAUCACUUCUAUGGAAAUUGCCCAGAUCCAAUACUAUUGGCCUCCUUUUUGGGUAUUAUAUUGUAAGAAUCUCAAACGUUCUAGAGUAUCCACAGGAUAUUAACCUGAGACCAGGUUGGUGCAUAUGUAGCGUCUCUCGUCAUUUCCCUCCAAAUGCCAGUUUGCAACCUUAGUGGUUAUACGAAGCGAGUCACCGGAACAGCCUUCGUCUUUCUGGGGUACUGCAUCGGGAAUAUCAUUGGACCUCAUGCAUUUCUUGCAGAUGAGGCCCCAGUCUAUAAGACCGGGUGUAAAAUGAUAUUAUCAUGUGCAAUCUGCCAAUUUGCUCUUGCGCUUUUCCUGAGAAUUCUCUUGAUGAGACGGAAUCAGAAACGUGAUAAACAAGCUUCUGAGGGUGGGGUGGAUCUGGAGGUAGAGAAUGAGACUAUGUUGGACAUGACUGACUUUGAAGAUAUGAGGUUUGGAUAUCAGCUUUGAGUAAAAGUCAAUGGAAAACUGCGAGCUCCAGUAAUUUCUUAGAAUACCUCAAAAUCUAACAAAAC
Hymenoscyphus albidus is the source of this 2116-nucleotide messenger RNA. NCBI's taxonomy places the organism in Eukaryota, Fungi, Ascomycota, Leotiomycetes, Helotiales, Helotiaceae. The record is from the annotation of a GenBank genome assembly.